GCGCGGGGGCGCGUCCGUCACAGGGCAGCCCCCGGCCCCGACCCGGAGGGAUGCGGAGUGGCGGCGGCGGCAGUGGCGGAGACUGUGGCUUUAAGAGCGCGCCCGGAGCCCGGGAGCCAGCCGGGCGGCCCUCUGCUGCUGCGCACCCCCGCGGAGCCGAGCCCCGCGCUGGCCGGACGGGGCACUUUGCUGCCGGGCUGCUGAGAACCAGCCCUAGACCUCUGCUUGAGGGUCCUUCCUCUGAAGACAUCACCAGUGUGUGGAGCGUGCCCCACACCCACCCCCUGCCAAACCACGGCCUUUACCUGUGUCUUCCGGUGUUUCCCGUGCGACCCAUCCUGUGGGAGUGCCUCGUGGGCCACUCCAGAGUUCACUCCACGCUCUACGGCGCCAAUGGUGAAGAUGACAAGAUCCAAGACUUUCCAGGCAUAUUUGCCUUCCUGCCACCGGACCUACAGCUGCAUUCACUGCAGAGCCCACUUGGCCAAUCAUGAUGAACUCAUUUCCAAGUCGUUCCAAGGAAGUCAAGGACGAGCAUACCUCUUUAACUCAGUAGUUAAUGUGGGCUGCGGGCCUGCAGAAGAGCGAGUGUUGCUAACAGGAUUGCAUGCAGUUGCAGACAUUUACUGUGAAAACUGCAAAACCACUCUGGGCUGGAAAUAUGAACAUGCCUUUGAAAGCAGCCAGAAAUAUAAAGAAGGCAAAUACAUCAUUGAGCUAGCACACAUGAUCAAGGACAAUGGCUGGGACUGAUUGGAGGGUAUCCACCUACCCCAGUGUCCACGUGAACGCCAUCCAACCAAACAUUCUACCCAAGCGUGAGAGAGUGACUGAACACUUGGUUCCAUCCAUUUAGGGGCCUUGCCAUCUGGGGCAUUCUCCCACCCUGAAGCCGUCUUUCUGGUGACCGGCCUCUAAAUCGCUGUCUCUCUGUCUCUUUGCUUUGUAUCUGUUUGUGAGUUGAUCCUGGCUUCUCUCUGUUCUAGUGUUGGCUGAAAACAAAACAACGAAAGGAACAGAUGCCUGACCGCAUGGGGCAGCCCACCUUGAUAAGGGCCCUGGGGCUCAUUAAGAGCUGCUUGAUGGCCUCUUGUCAGGAGAGCAGUGGCACAGCACAGGGGUGCAAGGAAGAAGGGAAUGGGGAGCCGUGAGGGUCCCAGGGCUGGUCAGGGGACGGGACGUUAGAGGUAGGAACAAAAUUGUGCUGCUCCUGGAGUCCUGGUAACUUAGGCUUGAAAUAAUCGACUUGUCUAAAAGGACAAAGAAAAAAAAUACCUCAUGACUGCAUUCUCUCUGAUCAGAAGCUCUGUUCCUGAACCAGCUGUGUCCAGUUAGCAUGUGAGCACAAGAAUGCGCCCUAACUAGUGGGACAGGGGCCUGGUCCUCCUGGGUCCAGCUGGGGGUGUCCUGGCAGCAGAGAGUGCAAAGCCCAGAUGGUUUUGAUAACUCUGAUGCCUCAGUGCCCCUUCAGGUAAUCUUCUUUGCCUCUUCAGCCACUGUUGGUGAGAGGAUGGGAGACUGCCUUUUGCAAUGGGUGCAAGAUCCAAACAUCCCAAAGGCUUUGACCACCAACCAAGUAAAAUCAGUAAUUGAGGAGAACAGGGAACAAAGGGGGCUGUAGUUUGGGAGCUCCUACAGAAAUGGCUCAGAUAUUGGGCCAGAAAAAAAAAAAAAGUAGAACCAGCUAGCAGUUCUGUCUGACCUUUUUUUCCUGACCCUUAAUAAGAGAAGAGCAUUGUGGCAAGGAAGGGGGUGGGGUGGGGAAAUGCUGGGAAUAGUUUAGAUUUGAGCCAUUACAGGUUAGUGUAUAUUUCCACUUUGGUAUGCAAUGGCUUCAGUGAGAUCAGCAAUUCUUUGUACAUAGAGUUUUGGUUGUUUUUCUCCAGUUCUAUCAUUGUAGAUUGUGGAAAACAAAGUCCCAAGGCUUUGAGCUUAGUGAUAACCCAGCCAGUAGAUUCCUCAUGCCCCUAGCUAUUCUCCUUGGACUUGAAUGCUUUGUGUGGAGAGAAAUUGUCAGAGUGGUCCAGCAGUGGGGAGGGCUUAGAUAUGAUGUCAAACAUCAAGUUAUAAAUUCUGAUAUUAGCCCCCGCCUCCCAUCUCCCAAACCAAAGUUGAUUAUAUUAGGGAAGUGGGGAACAAAUCCCUAUAAGGCUCAUGAGAGAAAGGAGUUUGUUAUAGUUAACCAACACUAUGAAGUGUUUUCUACAACACUUCAGCCAGUACAUGGUGCAUGACCGAAACUCAUUUAACUGAGUUAAUUUUAUUGCUUAGACUGAAAAUGUAAUUAUUGUUAAGAUAUGUGCAGGUUAUGUUAGAGUAUCUCAUUCUUGAAAGGGGGCUGAUCCUAUAGAAAAAAUUCACCUAAAAAGUCACAAAAAGAAUGAGUUCAUAGAGGCAAGAAUCUAUAAAAUUGAAUAAUCAAGAUUCAAGCAGCCAACCCAGAACAUUUCCAGAAUUCAAACAAAUUCCUCUAGGGAGUGAUCCAUGGUGGAAAUGCUUUUUUCUGUCUCUGUGUGCUGAUUGCAGAAGGGGGACCUGAGGUAGGCGUGGUCAUGCCCUGGAGGUAGUGAACUGUGGGACUGACAGGAAACCAGGUGGCUCCAGGUUUAGCUGUAGACCAUCUCUGUAAGACAAUUAAAAAAAAAAAAAAAAAGGAUUCUUAGAAAUUGAAUCUUGUUCCCAAAGGCUUUUAGUCCACAUCUUUCAGUAUUUUAGUAUCCUGGGGAGGUUAAGUUUUCCCCACAUUGCUAAAAAGCAGAAUGAAGUUCAGAAGGAGUAUUUCAUUUCCACUCCCAGAGGAAAAGGUCUUCUGGCUCCCAGGGCCAAGAUCUCAAUAAAAACCAUUUUCUACUUUCACAUUCCUAAGCUGGCUUGCCAGCACAAAAGUUAUAGAUCCCUCUUUCUGUCUCCCUUGAAGGUAGUGGCCUUCAUUUAUGGAUUUUGAUAAGCCCCUUUGCUUGGGGAAAGUCCUGACUAUUGAUACUCCUUUUCAUAGAAAGAAAAUGGGGGUUAAACAUGGGUAGGUGUUUUGUCUGUGAAACUAAAAAUGGAGUGUGGUGAUAUAGAAACCAGACAUGGGGUGCCCUAGAAUUUUCAACAGGGAGAAGAGACCCAUGUGCCACUGUUGCUCCUUGGGGAUGAGGCCUCUGACUGUUGCAUGGAUCAGAGCAGGCUUCAGUUAGACCCAGGUUCUGGUCUUUCUUUCCUUCUUUCUUUCUUUUUCUUUCUUUCUUUUAGCUAUUACCCAUUGAGCAUCCAGUGGGUGCAUGGCGCCGUACUUGGUGAGAAAGAUCUGAGUAGAAUGUUGGUUUUUCUGUAACUACAGGGGAAAAAAACACAACUCAUUAGGCUAUCCCUUUGUGUCAAUGAAACCAAAAGUGCUUCUUAUAACUUUAUCUCCAUUCAUGGCUUGUCUACCUAAUGUCUAGCAGUAUUGGAGAGACCGCAGCUGAGUGAUGGGGACACAUCAACUCAUGGCCUCAGUCAGUUCAUUCUUUAAUUUCCUCACCAAAUUAUUGACUCAGAGCAUAACCAAAGACCUCAUCCAUUCACCCCUGGCAGGUUCAGGGAAUUGGAGUUUGAUGGUAAAGCCUAGGCAGGGUGCAGGGAGUAGCAGGGCAGGGAGAGGGAGGAGUGAGAAAGGAAAGGCAUGAAGUUCUAUACCUCAGCCAGCAGCUGCCUUCAUUUGCAACUGAAAUCUAGCCAGCAGACCCUCUAGUUCCAUCUCCCCUAUGCUGCCCUAGGUCAUGUGGCAUUGGCAGCCCUGGGUUACACCCAAACCCCCAGGAUGUUAGUCUCAGGCUGCUGAUGGGUUGAUUUGAUAUGAAUCAAAUACAGCCAAACUUGAUGGCCACAGAUUGUCAGCUGGGCCUGACUGAGUGCUGCCCCAACUCCUAUGACAGCAAGAUCAUGGAGAUAGGAUAGAGUAAAUCUUUACUGGUGGGUCAUUGUGUGAAAAAGAGGUGUCCCCUUUAUAAAAAGAUUUUCAAGUGGAUAUAUAUAUUUAAAAAGUUGCUUGUGAAAUAUACUUUUGUAAAUAAUAUUUAAUUUUUUAAAUAAUAUAUUUGGUGCUGUUUUCUCAGAUCCCCUGAGAGCACUUUUUAUUUUCAUUUUUAAAUUCUAUGGUUUCCUCUGCAUUUCUUGAAGUAUAUUUUAAGGGAAAUAGUGAUCAUCAAUAUACUCUUUUUAAAAAAAGAUCUGUAUCACGUUAGUUUGGACUGAGGCAGUAAAGCAAUGCCUCUCUGCAUUUCUUUCCCGAAGGAACAGACUCUGCGCUACAUUACCAGGUUGAGAAUUGAAAUAUUUUCUUGUACCAAUAUUGGCUAGAAAAGAAAAUAAAUAAAAUCAAAUUUAGUAACAACUUAGUGAUUCCUUUUGUUAGAAGAAUUUCCAACAAAUUGGGAUCUUGUUUUUAAUGUGUGUGUGUGUGUGCGCACACACGCGCACACUCACGCACACAUGUGUAAAAAGCACUUUGGAUUGUGCCUCCUGUUUUUUUUCUUUCUUUUUUUUUUUUUUUUUAAUUGGGGACACUAUAUCUACAGUUUACACCUUCGGCACAUAAGACUUUUCUUCUCUUUCUCUCUGGUGGUUUUGUUUCUGAGUGGACCAACAGUGCAAACCAUGAGGAUUUUGUUUUUCUGAGCAUGGAGCUAUUGCCAGUUUGCUCCUCUUUCGUUGUGUGCUCAACUUUCACAGAUUGUAAAGGAAAUCUGUUGUUUUGUGAAGAUCAGAGUCAAAUCUGUAUUUCUGAGAUGUGAGUGUACUCCUUAUGUACCGUAGGGUUCCCUUUGUUGUAAAAGCCACCUCAUUAACUGGUUUGGGUUAAAAGAACAUCAGUAAAAUCAUACACGAUACCUUGUAGGUAAACAGCUUAUUUUAUUUCAAGAUCAGAUUGCCUCAGGUUCAGGAAGAGGCUAGGAAAUCUUAAACCCAAUCAACUUAUAUAUUUUAAGAAAGAGUCUGACUCUUAACAGAAAACGUACUAGUGGUCAAGGUGGAGGAAAGAGAUGUUUAAUCUUUUUAAGCAAAAUACAGUCAUGAAAUCUGCCAGCAGUGAAAGGUAAAGCCAAGAAGAAACAAGCUAUAAUCAUCACCAAAUUGGAUCUGCCUAUAUGUUUUUAUAUAACAUUUUGGUGAAAGUGAGAGUCGGUUCCCUUUUCCAACCUGCAGAGACGAUCUUUCGAUAGAAUAGAAUCUGUCUAUUUAUGCUUGUGUUUACAAACUGUAUUUGUUGGGUUUGGGUUUUGUUAUUAUCUUUAUCUUUUUUUUUUUUUUUUUUGGUGGCAUUUUUCAGGUCACUUUGCUUCAAUAACAAAGAUAAUUAUUUUCAAAUAAUUUGUCCUCACUUUUUCCUGUAUUUGUACAUAGUUAUUCAGUAUUAGAGAAAAGUGCAUUGUUUCUGUCAUAUUUCAAUCUGUGUUGGUGCUCAUUUGAGAAAAUAAAGUUUUCAAAUAUU
Messenger RNA from Felis catus (domestic cat), 5458 nucleotides. It is a transcript of the gene YPEL2, whose product is annotated as yippee like 2. The record is from RefSeq and is a predicted model, not a curated record. NCBI's taxonomy places the organism in Eukaryota, Metazoa, Chordata, Mammalia, Carnivora, Felidae. The coding region runs from base 394 to 753 and encodes 119 amino acids. The transcript is spliced from 5 exons.